AUCUCCCCUAAUUACCGCCCAAGCCCCCUCCAGACACCUUUGACCCCUGACCCUGCCGAACUAUCCCAGACAGGAGCCACGCCCGCCCUCCCGCCUCGCGCCUAACCGCCGCCCCCAGCCGCGCGCUCGCAGCCCCCGAGAGAGCCGGGGCCGCGCGCAGCAGCCCGCACCCGCAAGCUCUCGCGAGGCCGCGGCGGCGCCGUUGCUGUGGUUCCCUCGGCUGGGGCGGUGCUAGCGUUGGCGCCGCGGCCCGGCCCGGAUGUUGUUGUUUCUCCCCCUCCCCGGAUAAUGACGGGCGCUUCCUGCCCCUGAGCCGCAACGACGCCGGCUCAGCCUCGCCGGGGGACCCCGGCCGCCUGCCCGCUCCUUUCCGCACACAGCGCGGCCCGGCCAUGGCGGAUUUCGACGAGAUCUACGAGGAGGAGGAGGACGAGGAGCGGGCGCUGGAGGAGCAGCUGCUGAAAUACUCGCCCGACCCGGUGGUGGUGCGCGGCUCUGGCCAUGUCACCGUAUUUGGACUGAGCAACAAAUUUGAAGCAGAAUUCCCUUCUUCUUUAACUGGAAAGGUUGCACCUGAGGAAUUUAAAGCCAGCAUCAGCAGAGUUAACAGUUGUCUUAAGAAGAACCUUCCAAUUAAUGUUCGAUGGCUACUUUGUGGCUGCCUUUGUUGCUGCUGUACAUUAGGUUGUAGUAUGUGGCCAGUUAUUUGCCUCAGUAAAAGAACACGAAGAUCGAUUGAGAAGUUAUUAGAAUGGGAAAACAAUAGGUUAUACCACAAGCUGUGCUUGCAUUGGAGACUGAGCAAAAGGAAAUGUGAAACGAAUAACAUGAUGGAAUAUGUCAUUCUGAUAGAAUUUUUACCAAAGACACCGAUUUUUCGACCAGAUUAGCAUUUGCUUUAUUUAUAGAGACUUAUCCAAGUAUGUUGUCUUUCCAAUGGUGCCUUGCUUGGUGCUCUCCUGGUGGUGAUAUAGCAUUGGUUCUACAGAUUAUUGUGGUGUUUUUUGUUCUUUGUUUUUUAAUAACAGCAUGUUCUAAGUGCAUUUUGUCAAAAUUUGCAAAAGUCAUUUCAUGCAAAUGUUAAGUACUACUUAAGUUAUUACUUGUACUUAUUAUGUUUGUUAAUGUAUCUUGAUUUUCAGAGUCUUUUAUAUGUGUGUAUAUAUACAUAACAUAAAUAUACAGCUGAAAAUAGCGUACAAGCGAGCAGAUUUUUUUUAACCCAUAAUACCCAUAAUGAGUUGACUGUAAAUUGUGGAAGUUCUUUUAAUCUUUUACCUGUUUACCAAGUAACUUCUAUGACCCUCUCCAGAUUUUGCCCGUGACAUGCUAGUUGUAUGUUCUCCCCCCCCUUUUGGGGGGGAGGAGAGGAGGGACGAAGGGAAUAUCAGCCAGCCACCUCUACUGGGAUAAUAAGCAGUGCUUGUUUGAAACUGUCCAUUUUGGAACCCAAAUGUCAAUGCACCAUUAGAAGUCUCUGUGCUCUUUUGUGAAGAAAUCUAUCAGCUGGUUCUGAAGAAGUUCUACCUUAAAGGUUAAUAAACCAGAAUUCAAAGUAUUUUACUCAGACUAGAAAAAUCAUGGAAAGGUUUGCAUGCAUCUAAUGAUUACUAGAGCUCAGGAUCACAAAAAUACAUUAGUAUUGCAACUUAUAAUGUAUAUAUCUUAAUUCAGGUUAAUGCCAUGUAACAGCUUUACUCUUUACUUCUUAUUGUUUACCAGAUCCUGUACACAAGGGUGCAAAAAUAUUUGUUUCAGUAAAUUUAUUGUCCCAAGAAAAUCUUUUUUGGGUUUUUUAGGGGUUUUUUUAAAUGCAUUUAUAACCUCACACAGGCAGUUGUUUGAGAGAAAUCUUGAAAAAUACAGUUCCAGACACACAUGCAGACGGAUGCCAUGUAUCACAAAAUUAGUCAAAGCAGGGUACACUGGACAAUAGUGAGAACUUAAGAAAUGUAUUGGAUAAAUAUUUAUUGCACCCUGAUUUCUUCCCAUUUAGGUUUACAAGGUUUAUUUUCUGCACAAAUAUGAUUUAAAAAAAACCUGGAUAUGUGAUGUAUGCUUGGGUCAGGCCAGUUCUAUUUCAUUCUGUUACUUAUCUCACUUUGUUGUACAUAUCUUCAUAUAUGUUUGUUUUUAAUAGCUACUCAGUAAUCUUAUUUUUUAGUUUGUUCUUUGUAUGUCUGAAAUUACCGUACAUGAACAUUAAUGUAUGCUAAGAAACUGUUCCUCAUACAUCUGUGGUAGCAAGCAAUAAUGUGAAUUACUAUGACAAACAAAUAUACUCUGCUUAAUAUUCGUAUGAAUGAAAAGUUGAUAUGAAUACCUUUCUUUUUUUACUCUUUUUAAUACAAGUUUCAUUUCUCAUUAAUAUAUACAAGUACCUGGAUGUUAUGAACUAUUUUUGUAUACUUAUUCUCUAUAAAUCUUCACUAGUGAA
This is a messenger RNA of Mauremys mutica (yellowpond turtle), 2437 nucleotides long. It is a transcript of the gene CHIC2, whose product is annotated as cysteine rich hydrophobic domain 2. The transcript has 6 exons. The coding region runs from base 393 to 890 and encodes 165 amino acids. The record is from RefSeq and is a predicted model, not a curated record. Lineage: Eukaryota; Metazoa; Chordata; Testudines; Geoemydidae.